Messenger RNA from Pseudoliparis swirei, 5941 nucleotides. RefSeq names its product transportin 2b (gene tnpo2b). The transcript has 24 exons. Gene Ontology annotation, cellular component: nucleus; cytoplasm. The coding region runs from base 169 to 2877 and encodes 902 amino acids. Gene Ontology annotation, molecular function: small GTPase binding; nuclear import signal receptor activity. NCBI's taxonomy places the organism in Eukaryota, Metazoa, Chordata, Actinopteri, Perciformes, Liparidae. The record is from RefSeq and is a predicted model, not a curated record. Gene Ontology annotation, biological process: protein import into nucleus.
GAUCUCUGUCACCUACCAGUUAGCUCAGUUACCACACCGAUCCACAGGGAUCAGAACUUUGUAUUCAGUUACACAUAUCGCAGUGAAAUUUUAUUGAAUGUAAAUCGUUACAGCGUGACUGCACUUGUAUCUAUAGAAAUAUAGAUCUACCACACCGGAGUGACUAGGAUGGAGUGGCAGCCAGAUGAACAGGGUCUUCAGCAAGUGCUUCAGCUACUCAAGGACUCUCAGUCCCCAGACACAGCAACACAGAGGGCUGUGCAAGAAAAACUGGAGCAACUUAAUCAGUUUCCAGAUUUCAACAACUAUCUCAUCUUUGUCCUCACAAGCCUGAAAUCCGAGGACGAGCCCACUCGCUCUCUCAGCGGUCUGAUCCUGAAGAACAAUGUUAAGGCUCACUACCAUAACUUCCCUCCCACUGUGGCUGACUUCAUCAAACGAGAAUGCCUCAACAACAUCGGAGACCCUUCACCGCUCAUCAGAGCUACGAUCGGUAUCCUGAUCACGACCAUCUCCUCUAAAGGAGAGCUGCAGACCUGGCCGGAGCUGUUGCCUCAGCUCUGUAAUCUGCUCAACUCGGACGACUACAACACCUGCGAGGGUUCUUUUGGAGCGUUGCAGAAGAUCUGCGAGGAUUCAUCCGAGUUGUUGGAUAGCGAUGCUUUGAACAGACCUCUUAACAUCAUGAUCCCCAAAUUCCUACAGUUUUUCAAGCAUUGCAGCCCCAAGAUCAGGUCACACGCUAUAGCGUGUGUGAACCAGUUCAUCAACAGUCGCGCUCAGGCUCUGAUGGAUAACAUUGACACCUUCAUUGAGAGUCUGUUUGCGCUGGCCGGGGACGAGGACAGUGAAGUGAGGAAGAACGUGUGCAGGGCUCUGGUCAUGCUGCUGGAAGUUCGCAUUGAUCGGCUCAUCCCACACAUGCACAGCAUCAUCCAGUACAUGCUGCAGCGGACCCAGGACCCAGAUGAGAACGUGGCUCUGGAGGCCUGUGAGUUCUGGCUGACACUGGCUGAACAGCCCAUCUGUAAAGAGGCCCUGUCUGGCCACUUGGUCCAACUGAUCCCCAUCCUAGUGAAUGGGAUGAAAUACUCUGAGAUUGACAUUAUUCUUCUCAAGGGCGACGUCGAAGAGGACGAGGCGGUUCCCGACAGCGAGCAAGACAUCAAGCCUCGCUUCCACAAGUCCCGCACCGUCACUCUGCAGCACGAAGGCGGCGAGGACGAGGAGGGAGAGGACAUCGACGAAGAUGACGACGACGACGAUGACACGCUGUCUGACUGGAACUUACGGAAGUGCUCCGCCGCGGCUCUGGACGUUCUUGCCAAUGUGUUUCGUGAGGAGUUGCUCCCCCAUCUCCUGCCCCUGCUCAAAGGACUGCUAUUCCACCCCGACUGGGUCAUCAAGGAGUCGGGCAUCCUCGUGCUGGGAGCCAUCGCCGAGGGCUGUAUGCAAGGAAUGGUACCCUACUUGCCCGAGCUCAUCCCGCACCUCAUCCAAUGUUUGAGCGAUAAGAAGGCCCUGGUCCGCUCAAUCGCCUGUUGGACCCUCAGCCGCUACGCCCACUGGGUGGUCAGCCAGCCCCCCGACGGUCACCUCAAACCCCUCAUGACUGAGCUGCUCAAACGCAUCCUGGAUGGCAAUAAAAGGGUACAGGAAGCAGCGUGCAGUGCGUUUGCCACCCUGGAGGAGGAGGCGUGCACAGAGCUGGUGCCUUACCUUAGUUUCAUCCUGGACACGCUGGUUUUUGCUUUUGGGAAGUACCAGCACAAGAACCUGCUCAUCCUCUAUGACGCCAUAGGAACACUGGCGGACUCUGUGGGACACCAUCUCAACCAGACCGAGUACAUUGAGAAGCUGAUGCCUCCGCUGAUCGCCAAGUGGAACGAGCUGAAGGACGAAGACAAAGAUCUCUUCCCUCUGCUCGAGUGUCUGUCGUCCGUUGCCACGGCGCUGCAGAGUGGCUUCCUGCCCUACUGCGAGCCCGUCUACCAGCGCUGCGUCACCCUGGUGCAGAAGACUCUGGCUCAGGCCAUGGUGAGCCACACGCACAAGGACUCUGCAGAGGCAAUUCAGAUGUACAGCCAGCAGCCAGACCAGUACGAAGCACCCGACAAGGAUUUCAUGAUUGUGGCUCUGGAUCUUUUAAGCGGCUUAGCGGAGGGCCUGGGAAGCCACGUGGACACGCUGGUGGCUCGCAGUAACAUCAUGACGCUGCUUUUCCAGUGUAUGCAGGAUACGAUGCCUGAAGUAAGACAGAGUUCAUUCGCUCUCCUGGGGGACUUGACCAAGGCGUGCUUCCCUCACGUCAAACCGUGUAUUGCUGAAUUUAUGCCAAUCCUCGGGACAAACCUGAACCCCGAGUUCAUUUCAGUCUGCAACAAUGCGACCUGGGCCAUCGGAGAGAUCUGUAUGCAGAUGGGAGUGGAGAUGCAGCCGUACAUCGUGAUGGUCCUGAACCAGCUGGUUGAGAUUAUCAACCGACCCAACACCCCCAAGACCCUGCUGGAGAACACCGCGAUCACCAUCGGGCGACUGGGCUACGUGUGUCCUCAGGAGGUCGCGGCCGUGCUGCCACAGUUCAUCCGACCCUGGUGCACGUCUCUGCGGAACAUCCGAGACAACGAGGAGAAAGACUCUGCCUUCCGCGGGAUCUGCAUGAUGAUCGGCGUGAACCCAGGAGGCGUGGUGCAGGACUUCAUCUUCUUCUGCGACGCAGUGGCCUCCUGGGUGAAUCCUAAAGACGAUUUGAGAGACAUGUUCUACAAGAUCCUGCAUGGUUUUAAGGAGCAGGUCGGGGAGGAGAACUGGCAGCAGUUCUCAGAGCAGUUCCCCCCACUGCUGAAGGAGAGACUGGUAGCCUGCUACGGCGUUUAGAUUCUAUACACCCACCCAAGAGGUGAGCCAGCAGGAGGAGGGUGAAUGGGAAACUCAUCCAUCUGUGUAUUGCACUGCCCUGAUCUGGGGGGAGGGAGAGGGACGCUAUUGGCCGCUCCCCCUGACGGACGGCCCCCACGCCCUAUGUGUUUGUCCAUAGAGGGAGGGUGGGCGGGAGGGAGUCCUCUAGAUUAACUAGGCAGGGACCCGACACAGAAAAAAAAAACUAACUGGUAGGGACAGAUAGAGAGGGACAGAAAGAAGGACAUGGAGGCGUAGACGAGCUGGCAAACGAGGAGGCAGGGAGAGAGAGUUCAGGGAAAGAGAGAGUUCAGGGAAAGAGAGACCAGCGGAGAGAGAGUUCAGGGAAAGAGACCAGCGGAGAGAGAGUUCAGGGAAAGAGACCAGCGGAGAGAGAGUUCAGGGAAAGAGAGACCAGCGGAGAGAGAGUUCAGGGAAAGAGAGACCAGCGGAGAGAGAGUUCAGGGAAAGAGACCAGCGGAGAGAGAGUUCAGGGAAAGAGAGACCAGCGGAGAGAGAGUUCAGGGAAAGAGAGACCAGCGGAGAGAGAGUUCAGGGAAAGACCAGCGGAGAGAGAGUUCAGGGAAAGAGAGGGAGGGAAAUCAGUUACAAAACAGGGAAAUAGAGCCACAAAAAGGUCUGCUACUGGGAAACAGGGACAGUUGAGAUUUUUAUGUCAAACUCGAGAGUAGCCGAUAGCUUGACCGACAGAGACAGACCAAAACAGACUCACACUUGCACAUGCAGUACGUAGAACCGACUGUGGGUGUUAGACUUUUCGAGACCUCCUAUAGUUAGGGACAGACAGGCAGCAGGGGUCUAAACUCUGUUCAUUUUCUGGGUGAUAUCUUUUCUUCUUUCCGGGUAGUAGGAUUCGAUAUGAAUCACUUCAUCUGUAGUCACUGAGUUCCACUUAGCUGUAAGAGAAUCUUGCUGUCCGCCUCUUGUUUCCGACCUUUCAUUUCCAGCGCUGCUUCACAGAGGCGUAUCCAUCUUUCAGACAUUCUCCCGUUACAUUUUCUAGCUGAUCGAGAGAAAGAAAGAGAAUAAGAGCGAGUGUCUUUCCUCGCGGCUUCACAGAAAAAACACCGUUCCUCGAGUGAGGGAGGAUUAGGGCUAACACAUUUGUUUUCUCACCAGAGCGGAGGAAACGGUAAAAAGAAAAAUCACAUCCUUAGUUGUCCUCUUUUGAGGUUUUGUGUGUGUUUGUAAGUGUGUGUGUGUGUGUGUGUGUUUGUUUGUAAGUAUGUGUGUGUGUUUGUAUAUGUAUGCAUGUGCAGUUUGUAAAUCCUCACUUUGGCAUUCUGUGUUAACGAUGUAUUGUUUUUGAUAUGGUACCGAGCUAAAACUUGGCUCCCACCACAAUGUCCUUGGCGCCUGUAACUGUGAGCGUGUGUGUGUGCGUGUAAGUGUGUGUGUGUGCAAGAGCGAGUGUGUAUGUAUAUGUUCAUGUCUACAUUCGUACUGAUAUCCAUUUGAUGCCAUAUUGAUAUCUUAAGUAAAACAGUGAUUGGCAAUGUCAUUGUGAUCUUUAUAAUGUUUUUAAAAUGGUCCAUAUUCUUUUUCUUUCUUUUUUUGUUUUUGCUGCUACUGAUAAUUUUUGUUUCUCUAGUGGACUAAAAUUCGCACAAUUAACGCAAAAAAAAAGAUAUUGGAAUUAAUGCUAUUUUCAGUGACUGUUGAGUUGUUUUUGCACUUUUUAUUUUAGUUUUACCUAUUUUUUGUUUGUUUUUGUAUGGACUUUCUUUUAACCUCACCCAUAUGAUAUGUCUUGACCCUAAUGUCAGCGUUUGUCAUACUGUGUUGCACUGUGAAAUUAAGUGUCUGACUAGCAGAAAUAUUCCAAUACUAAAUGGCAAAUAAAAACAACUCUGUGAAACUGGGACUAAUCAGCACUUUUACAAUGACUAACUUUGCCAUAUUGCUGAUGUGUCUGGUAUACAUGUGUGUGUGUGUGAGAGAGAUCAUGCAUGCGUGUGUGCGUGUGAUCCUGCAUGAAUAGGUGUGCAUGAGUUCCUUGUGGCCUAUGAGCAUGUUUCGGAUAGUUAGAUGGCGUCUGUGUGUGUGUGUGUGCACGCACAGUAGCGGUGCAACAAGGUUUAGUUUGAAAGGGGGUGGAGCCUGUCCAAGCCUACUUUGGGUGCAUGCACUGUGUAUGUGUUCACAAUAUGCGUGCGUGUGUGUGUAAGACGUAUAUUUCAGAGUAAUAUUGCCCUUUAUACACCAACACACCACCUCAAUUUACUGAAGGAGAGCACAAUAUACCUGAUGAUAAAGAAAAGAGCUAGGACACUGCCAAAGAGCAACCCACUAACAGAGACCAGCUGCUGAGUCAAUAAUCAAUAUGUGCAUCAUCACGAUGAUGACGAUGGUGAACCCGUUCAGGCACAGAAGGGCUUCUCAGAGGAAUCAGAAUAGGAUUUUGCCAAUAAAAUUGACUACAGGGAUUUCUAUUUUUUUCAUUGAUAUCUUUUGUUUUCCAGCAUGUAGACAUUUGGAAAUAAUUGGACGUGACCACUGAGAUAAAUCAAUCAUUAAUAACUACGAGACAAUCUGAGCCCCAGUCGAGUUAUUUUUCCACAGUCUCCUUCAAAGCUUGUACGAGAACAGGUUUUGGUUGCUUGUUGAUUUUUUUGGGGUUCUUUUAUGCAACUGAUGUUGCAGUUUUUGUAUCUGGUGGUUCAGCAUAUAUUUUAUUUCGAUGGUAGUAAUCUGCUUCAGCGACAGAUUCAUUAUUGCAAUGAGUUUGAAUGAAGGAGUGAGACGACUUUUUGAAUAUGACGAUGGGAACAAAGGAGGGAUGUCAGGAGACGAGGAAUACUUUUUUAAAAAAAAUUUUUAUUCUGUUUAUAUGCCAAGGAGGAUAAUAUUGUUGCAAUUUGGUAGACAGACUUUGGUACCCUUUUCUGGGGGUUUCUUUUGCCAGUCGAUGGAAAUAAAAUUCGUCCAGCCUUUUAUAUGAUUUAGAGUUCAUGUAUGUAAAAUCCCUGGAUUUUUACAAAAUAAAUCAUGUUGUGCAUGCUGAAGGCCGGAUGUUAGAGUU